This is a messenger RNA of Monopterus albus (swamp eel), 1817 nucleotides long. It is a transcript of the gene ppp1r27b, whose product is annotated as protein phosphatase 1, regulatory subunit 27b. Lineage: Eukaryota; Metazoa; Chordata; Actinopteri; Synbranchiformes; Synbranchidae. Gene Ontology annotation, molecular function: phosphatase binding. The transcript has 3 exons. The record is from RefSeq and is a predicted model, not a curated record. The coding region runs from base 877 to 1380 and encodes 167 amino acids.
UACAGUGGGCUGGACCCAAGUGGUGGACCUGACAGUGUUUCUCCCAUUAAAUUACCAUCAACAUUACUCAGAGCUUUAAGUGAUGUCUUCAAACUUUUUUUCAAAACCCCAAAAGAAAUGUAAUUUACAAUGAAGUAGAACAGAGAAAAGCAGAUGGAUUUUAGCAUUUGUGCUGCUUAUAACAAUGUGUCUUUAUAGUGUUGCAUUAGUGACUUCUUGAAGUCAACAGUCAUUUGGAAAUAAUACGUCUCACAUCAGUGUUUAAAAAUAGUACAUGGCUAUUAAGAGAGCAGAACUUUCUUGACUGCUUAUGUCAGCACAGGGGAUAGUCAAUAUCCUAAACAUGACGGUUCACACCCAUACAGUUGGCAGAAAUCCACUUUUAUCCUGCCUGUUGUUUACUAGAGGCUUCCAGCCUUCUCAGCUGCUGAUAUGUCACCACUGAACUUAACUGGCCAAAAUCUGGGAAUGUGGGAGUAACAACAAAGGCAGACGUUAAUGGCAGUCAUGUCUUGGAGACGUGAGCUGUAUCCGAGGCUUGUGACAGGUUAGUGGAAGGGGCCUGACCAGAGGGCUACUCAUCUUCCAAAUACUGCCACUGGAACUGUGAGGUGUUGCCUCUUAAAAUAGCCUGACAGAGAGUAUAAGUGGAUCCGCCAGGAGCCCUGGCCCUCAGAGGAACAGCUCCCCUGUUGCAGACACGAUAGCAAGAGAAGAACUGGCUGAUUUUUCGACAAGAAAACAACUGACCUCAUAUUUAAGAGAAUCUGCCCUGAUUUUUAAGACUUGAAGAAAGUCAAACGUAAUUGUUAGGAAAGGGUUUUGCUGGAAUUUGCCAUUUUUUUGCAAGAACAAACAGAAGUCUGACUGAGCAGGAUGAAGUACUAUCAAUGCCCUGUCCCCCUGACUGUAGGAAUCAAGGCUUACACCAAGGACUGUGGUGUCCCAGUCAGCUGCAAAGGAUCUGCUUAUCUGAAGUCACUGCGCAGUGUGCACUUCCCCAAUGACAUUAUUUUCCAGGACUAUGUACGACACGGUGAGCUGGAGAGGAUAGGACGUUUCAUCCGGGCCAAGAGAGUCAACCUGGACACCAUCUACUCCUCUGGCAUGGCUGCUAUUCAUGAGGCUGUCCUAUCUGGGAACCUGGAGUGUGUGAAGCUGCUGGUGCAUUAUGGAGCAGAUAUCCACCAAAGAGAUGAGGAGGGAUGGACCCCGCUGCACAUGGCCUGCAGCGACAGCUUCCCACACAUUGCACGCUACCUGCUCUCGCUGGGUGCUGACCGUGAGCUGGAGAACGACUGUGGGCAGAAGCCAGCUGAUCUCAUUGACCCGGAGAACAAGGAGCUGCUGGAGCUCUUUGGGUUGGCAGCCAAUGACUGAAAUCAUUGGCUACCAACUCAUGUGACACCUACUGCCCAGUCAUGUGACUUCUCUGCAGUAAUGGAGUGGAAGGGCCAUGUCAGUCCAGUAUCCUGACACAUGUCUGGAGGUCAAGGACUGUGGAUGCCUGGUGGAAAGAGGAAUGGCAGAGCCUGGUGGCUGCCUCCUGAGUGGAGUGAUCUUUUGCUGGUGAGGGGCUCCCCUCUGAUCAGCAGUGCAGUUUUACUGUAUCUGUAACAGCUUCAGAUCCUUUCACUGAUUUUAAGUAGUUAAUUUUAACUGGAAUUAGGAGAAACUUAAAACUGUUAUUGCUACUUUGCUCUUUAGCACGCCAUCCUUUGUACACCAAGAUUAGGAAAACCAAGCAGGCUUGUGUUGACUGCCUUAUUAGCAAAUGUUUACAGCUGAUCAGAAGUGACUCAACAAAUGUUUUUGUC